AUGGCGCUGGCAAAAUGGUCGAGGCGAGCGCGGCCGCUGCGGCCGACGCCGGAGAGUCGGCGCUGGCUGUGGGCGGCUGGCCGGGCGGAUCGGGCGAAGGGCGGCACAGUGAGGGGCUCACUGGGCGGCCGGGCGCGGAGGGCCAAUGGCCUGGGGCCCCGGCUGGGGGACGCGCCUUGGGAGGACCCAGGCGCCGCCGAGGGCUGCGAGCCACGCAGGGAGGGCGCGCCUUGGGGGAGGGACCAUGGUGACACGGAUACUGCAGUGCCGCUGAGCGCGACCAGGCACUCUCUUGCUGCCCUGGGCCUUCCUGUAAAAAGUAGCUGGUACCCCUGGUACAUUGUCCCAACUGAGGUUGGCGGCUGGAGCAUGGAGUACGACGGGCUGACCUUCGUCACUGUCCGCGGCGCUGGGCACGAGGUUCCACUGCACCGCCCAGAACAGGCGCUCUUCCUGUUCCAGCAAUUCCUGCAGGGCGAACCAAUGCCGGCCGAGGCAAAAAAUGCCAGACUCAUCCUACUUCCUAGUGAGAAGGCUCACUCCUAG
Messenger RNA from Miscanthus lutarioriparius, 546 nucleotides. The record is from the annotation of a GenBank genome assembly. Lineage: Eukaryota; Viridiplantae; Streptophyta; Magnoliopsida; Poales; Poaceae.